Messenger RNA from Mercenaria mercenaria, 6815 nucleotides. RefSeq names its product cell division cycle-associated protein 7-like. Gene Ontology annotation, biological process: regulation of DNA-templated transcription. The transcript has 10 exons. Gene Ontology annotation, cellular component: nucleus. The coding region runs from base 106 to 918 and encodes 270 amino acids. The record is from RefSeq and is a predicted model, not a curated record. NCBI's taxonomy places the organism in Eukaryota, Metazoa, Mollusca, Bivalvia, Venerida, Veneridae.
ACCAUUCUUAUGAAUCACAGCCGGAAGCGCGGGAAAUUUUGACAACAACGUGUGGCCUGAAAAGUAAUUUGCAGUUUGCAACAAAACUAUCUAUACUGAGCAGAUAUGGCGUCAGAGUUAUUGGACCAAGAUUUUGCUGAACUGCGAAGACAGAACUUGGCAGAUAAUGAGCUAAUACUUCAGCAGAUCAAGGCUGACUUGAAGAAACUGAUGCCAGUGAAACCAAAACUGGCAAUACCGAAGUCAGCCAAACCAAAGGAAAAGCGGAUGGCUGUUCCCGUUGAAGUUCGGAGAAAUCCAUCCCGUGUUGCGCGUUUUUCACCUCCGCGCACGAGGUCUAGAAGAGGAUCUGUGUCUUCAGAAGCUUCCAGUUCUUCAUCAACAGUUAGCUCCCCUGAUAGGAUGAUUGUGAAGUUUGGAUUUUUUGGACGGCAAACAGAUGGUUCAGAUACAGCAUCCAUGGACGAUCUGGAUGACGAUGAUAUGCCACCAGCGAAGAAGCGUAUUAUUACUAUCAGGGAUACAAGAUCUGCUGAUGAUAUUACUGAAGAGGAUCUAGAAAUGGUCGCUGUUCAUGUCAGGGAAAAAAGAUACGACAGCCUUUAUGGCUCCACAUGCCAUCAGUGUCGCCAGAAGACUGACGAUUUGAAAACUAUAUGCAGAUCAGAGGAAUGUUACGGUGUAAGGGGACAGUUCUGUGGACCAUGUCUGAGGAACCGCUAUGGAGAGGAUGCCAAGGAAGCUCUAAAAGACCCUAACUGGAUUUGUCCACCCUGCCGACGCAUAUGUAACUGCAGUUUUUGCCGUAAACGUCAGGGGAAGUCGUGCACCGGUAUACUGAUCCAUCUAGCAAAGGAGCAUGGAUAUUCAAAUGUUAAUGAUUAUCUUCAAAGCUUGAGACAGAAGGUGGCAUCUUAAAAACAGUUUGCUGACGUUGCUGAGGUUGGAAGUCCAGUACACAGUUUACCGCUAUUGCUUAUUGAGAUACGGCUGAUGUUUACUGUUGAUAUACAGUCCAGCACAUGUAUGUUAGGGUUUACACAGGCCUUGAAUUUGGUGCUUUAAACAGUCCUUGAAAAGUCCUUGAAUAUGAUGCUAGUCCUUGAAAAUACCUUAAGAAUAUGUAAAGCCUGAAAAAACUUAGAGAAGUGCUUGAAUUUUGAAAACAACUUCUUGAAUUUCUCCCAAAAUCUUUGAAAAACGUUUGAAGUCAGCAAUACGCAUUUUGGAAUGAACAGAUUUAAAAAAGGAAUGUAAAGGAAGAAGAUAAUAUGAAAGAAAAUACGGUAUUUCCUUGUAUGUAAUUUGUGGUCUAUGAAAAUGUUUUAUUGUAGUGCAGAGUGCAGUUUCUGAUAUAUCACAAUUGAAUUGUUGGAAAUAGUUGAUAAAAGUGCAGACUGAGAUUUCAGGAAAUGGUUUGGAGAAAAAUAGUCCUUGAUACAGAUUACAGUGAACAAGUACAUGUUAAGUCCUUGAAUUUUGACUCAUUAAACAUGUAUGGGCUGUAGAAUGAUGAGACGUUCUAGAAAAAGACAAAACAUUUAGCUGUCCUGUUCACAUUUGUGGAAAUUUUUGCACAGUCUGCAAUUUGUCUAUGAAAGAUAUUGAAGUUAAGUUUUUGUACCCCCCCGACAACAAAGUUGUAAGGGGGGGUAUACUGGUUUCAGGUUGUCUGUCUGUCUGGCCGUCUGUCCGUAGACGCAAUCUUGUGCGCACCAUCUCUCCUUAUCCCCUUGACAGAAUUCAAUAAAACUUCACACAAGUGAUCAGUACCAACAGUAGUUGUGCAUGGGGCAUGUUAGGUUCUUUUAGGAAAAAAAUUUGCAGAGUUAUGGGACUUUGUUUUAUGUUGCUAUACUAUAUACAUAGACACAAUCUUGUGCGCACCAUCUCUCCCCAUCCCCCUUACACAAUUUAAUGAAACUUCACACAAGUGAUCAGUACCAACAGUAGUUGUGCAUGGGGCAUGUUAGGUUCUUUUAGAAAAAAAAUUUGCAGAGUUAUGGGACUUUGUUUUUUUGUUACUAUACUAUAUACAUAGACACAAUCUUGUGCGCACCAUCUCUCCUCAUCCCCUUGACACAAUUUAAUGAAACUUCACACAAGUGAUCAGUACCAACAGUAGUUGUGCAUGGGGCAUGUUAGGUUCUUUCAGAAAAAAAAUUUGCAGAGUUAUGGGACUUUGUUUUUUUGUUACUAUACUAUAUACAUAGACACAAUCUUGUGCGCACCAUCUCUCCUCAUCCCCUUGACACAAUUUAAUGAAACUUCACACAAGUGAUCAGUACCAACAGUAGUUGUGCAUGGGGCAUGUUAGGUUCUUUCAGCGACAAAAAUUGCAGAGUUAUGGGACUUUGUUUCUUGUUAACAUACUAUGUACAUACAGUCUGCAUAUGCAAUCUUGUGCGUGCCUAAUCUACCAAACCCUUACACACAAUUUAAUGAAACUUCACACAAGUGAUCAGUACCAACCCUAGUUGUGCAUGGUGCAUGUUACAUUCUUUUAGAUAAAUAUUCUGCGUAGUUAUGGGACUUUGUUUUUUGUUACUAUACUGUAUAAUACAUACAGUCUAUAUACAUACAGUCCACAUAAUUAUGCAAUCUUGUGUGCGUCAAAUUGCAAUGUACUGUGUCAGUGCAUGCGGGGGGUACAUUCAUCACCUUUAGUGAUAGCUCUAGUUUGAAGUAGCACACAUUUUUUGCUUGCCUACCUAUUGAGGUAAGACAUUGAUAUCCCGGAAAUAGGUAAACUUCUGUGUCUGUACCUUUUUCGUAUGGAAAAGACAAACUACAUGCAAGCACUGUGACAUCAUGAUUUUGAUGUCAUAAACUACAUGUGUGAUUUUAUAAUUUAUGGUAACUUUAAAAAUUGCUCGGUUGUAGGCAAGAAAACUUACCUUACAUUUCUGCCUGUGUCAGACAGGUUUUUUUUUUACCAUACGGACAGCAUGGGUAAGAAAAUCACAUGUGCUGUGUUUCUCUUUCCCCGCUGUCCCUCGGGUUGGCAAACCUGUCCUACAUAGGCUGACAUGUAAGAUCAUGAUAAUUUUUACAAAGAAUAGUACUAGCAUUUUACAUAUUAAUGUGCUUUAUAAGACAUUUUUACUUUAGUUAGUCUCUGUGUAAUAUAGAAUGUAUAUUGAAAAUAGUUCUAUAAUUAUCUUGCUGUAUGGAUUAUAUACUUGUAUGUACAUUGAACAUAGUUUUAUAUACUCUUGCAGAAAGCUCUGUGUGGUUGAUUUAUUUGUAUGUUCAUACUCUUGCUGUAAGCUCAAAUGAAAUUUUGUUUAUAGUUAUUUGUUAAAUUUUGCUUUUAACAACAAUGAAAUUGUUUUUUAUCUGUUCUUUGUUAAAAUUUGAUCAAAAUGAUGAAAUAUGGUCCUUGUUGGUCCAAGUAUUUGCAAUGUUUGUUUAAGCUGUGUAAAUUACCAGUUACUUCAUACACACACACACACAUAUAUAUAUAUAUAUAUAUAAUAUAUUUUACAUAUGUUCUACAUACUGUGAAAUUGUUGAUUUUAGCAAGGGAUUGUCACGGUUCAGUCAAGCCAUAAAAUCAAAUCCUAUCGAACAAGUAAAAUUUCCAAUAGUCCAGUGCUCAAAAAUUAAAAAAUUUGAGCCACGCCAUGAGAAAACCAAGAUAGUGGGUUUGCGACCAGCAUGAAUCCAGACCAGCAUGCGCAUCCGCGCAGCCUGGUCAGGAUUCUGUUCGCUGACAAAGCCUGUUGCAAUUAGACAAACCGUUAGCGAAUAGGAUGGAUCCUGACCAGACUUUUGUGGAUGUGCAGGCUGGUCUAGAUCCAUGCUGGUGGCAAACCAACUAUGUUGGUGGCAUCUCGCUGAUUUAGGGGUGAGCCUCACUCUUGACGUUGAACUCUUCAUACUAGAAAGCCAUCCAGCUGGCUUAAGGAAUGUUGGCAGUUCUACAAAGCCGCCUGCCUGGGAUGAAAUAAUGCACAGAGGAAGCUGGAAAAUCACAAUAUGACUUCAAAUUGUGUCAGAGUGAUGUCAGACCUAACAAACAAAAAACAAAUUCUUAUCAUCAGGAAAAAGUCAUUUUUGCCAUAAUGAGAAAUUUACUGCCCACGAAAUUAGAUGAUUUCACAGUGUGUGGAAUGAUGCCCAUUCUAAGACAGUUUAUGCUUUUAUGAAUUCAAUAAAUCUUGAAAGAAUGUAAGUAGGACUGCAUGGAACCAAUUUAUGCAUAACUCUGCAUCAUAUAUAAUUGUUUUUGUUUACAUGAAAAGGGAGACUGUUUACAAACUUUUGUGAACCUUGUAUGUAUUUACUGCUAAGAAAGGUAUAGGUUAUUAUUAUAAUUUUUAGGGCUGUAAUGAGUGUCAGAAUACUCGAAUAUCCACAAAUCUGACCAAAUGUUCGAGUACAGAUAUUCGUCAUUGUCGAGAUGGUUGGAUUGCGAUCUUUUUCAUUAAUACAUGCAAUGUUAAAAAUAUAAGUUGUUCCUGGUGAUCCGUGGUUCGAUCUGUGAAUCAUCGGGCCCGACUCGCAGAUUGGAUCAGAUCGCCACUUGUCCGACGAUCAACAGCCCUAAUAAUUUGAGGAGUGAACUUUUACAACAUCAUCCCAAUUGCAAAGCAUUGAAUCAGACUCUAAAAUAAAGAUAUAUUUUUGUACUUUUUAGCUCACCGGAGUUUUUCCUGGUAAGCUUUUAUGAUCAUUGAAUGCCUGUCCUUUUUCAAGGAAUAGAGUGUCAGAGAAGGAGCACAUAAUGCCUUAACCUGCUCCAGGUUCUCUCCCCUUGACCAAUCAGUCUGCUCCAGGUUCUCUCCCCUUGACCCAUCAGUCUGCUCCAGGUUCUCUCCCCUUGACCCAUCAGUCUGCUCCAGGUUUUCUCCCCUUGACCCAUCAGUCUGCUCCAGGUUCUCUCCCCUUGACCCAUCAGUCUGAUCCAGGUUCUCUCCCCUUGACCAAUCAGUCUGCUCCAGGUUCUCUCCCCUUGACCCAUCAGUCUGAUCCAGGUUCUCUCCCCUUGACCCAUCAGUCUGCUCCAGGUUUUCUCCCCUGACCCAUCAGUCUGCUCCAGGUUCUCUCUCCUUGACCCAUCAGUCUGCUCCAGGUUCUCUCCCCUUGACCCAUUUGUCUGCUCCAGGUUCUUUCCCCUUGACCCAUCAGUCUGCUCCAGGUUCUCUCCCCUUGACCCAUCAGUCUGCUCCAGGUUCUCUCCCCUUGACCCAUCAGUCAGCAAUGUGCAGAUCUUGUAAUGGAUUCAAAUAGGAGAUUCAUAGAUUUUGGCCUCACCUUCUUGCAGAAGCACUAAAGUACUGGAACAUAAAGUUGACGAGAUCUUCACAACAAUUAUUAAAUGCAAAAUUCUUUUUAGUAACAUUCUGUAUCAAAAUUCUAAAAUGAUGGUAAUUUAUACUGGUACUAAAAUGUAUGAAUAAAUGCACUGACAUCAUUGUCUUUCUACAUCAACAUAUUCCCUAUUAAAGCAUUCAAUCUGAAACCACCAGUUGGCACACCGAGGUUGAUCUGUAGCAUCUUGGCGUGAACUUUGCUGAAGUUUGUUCAAACGCAAUCAGUUAUUUUGAAGUUGCUGGAAUGAACUAUGCGCAAUUUAUCAUGAUCGGCUUAAUAGACAUUUUACCAAACAUGGUAUGUAGCAUCCCUGUAUGGCAAGGUCAAAAGGUGAAGGUAUUCCUCAGGUGGGCCACUUGGGCCUCUUGUCGUUUUAAAGAUCUUGUUUUAAUACAUGUGUACAUCACCUUGUAAAAUGAUUUUCCAUGUAAUUAUGUAUCCCACACCACUCUGUGGUGGGAGACAUUGAUUUACUCCUGUCUGUGCGUGUGUUUAUAUCCGUCCGUCUGUCACAAAUCUUGUCUGUACUCUUUAAGUCAAAUCUUAUCCAGUCUUCACCAAACUCGAACAAAAUGUGUUUGCCAGUAAGUCCUCAGCCAAGUUUGAUAACUAGCCAAAUCGGCUCAGGCACUUCGGAAUUAUGGCCCCUGAAACAUUGCUUUUGAUAAUCAAAGCACUGAAAGUGUGAUUGUGCUGUAUCGAAGCACUGAAAGUGUGAUUUGGUUGUAUCAAAGUACUGAAAGUCUGAUAGGGUUGUUUUUGAUAAAGCACUGAAAGUCUGAUUGGGAAUUCAGAAUAUAUAGGAAGUAGGGUUUACUCUCCAACAUUUCUCAUCCGAUCUUGUACUACUAUUCAGAUGAUAUGGCAGGUGUGGGAGACAUGCACUUUUCUCACAAGCAGCUCUAGUUUAAUAUAUGAUUUUACAAAUUUUUACUUGAUGAAGAUAUUUUGUAUAUAUUGAUACAUGUAAUGUAUGAUUUACAUUAGGAUUAAAUUUACUUUCAAGUGUGUAUUGCAAUACACAGGUAAUUCUGUAAUAUGACCUGUAGUUGUGAACGUUUUUGGUGUUAUAUAUAGCAGCUGAGAAGUACUAAGUACUUUUUAUCACAAGGAACAGCAAAUAUUUGUUGCUGUGAAAGGUUGAAAUUUAUUCUUUUGGCAGAGUGAAGUAAAGUACGGUUAAGAAGAAGUGUUUUGGUCAUUUGUGACUCAAGUUGACGCGUGUUGUUCCCAGGUAAAAUGAAAUAAAUUUGUAUCAUUCAUCAUUUUGAAGGUUGUAUAGUUUAAAAAGGAUUCUUGAAUAAUUUUGAACAGCGACCUCAAACGUUGGAUGUAAAUUGGGACUUGUUGGAAAAAAAACUGAUUUUAUGGUUGAUAAAGUAUGCAAACUAGAAUCAAUGUUAAUCUUUUAUUGUUAAAACUUUUUAUCAUGAAAACUUUUUUUACCAUUUUGUGUUCAUUGUUCAUUUACAUUAACCAUUAAAAUAUACUACUUA